AUGACUUUGCCAGCGAUAGUGACCAAGGUUGUGCAAUGGCCCGUCAAAGCCAUCGCACAUGCGACCGGCAAGCAAUCUACACCAACGAGCAAGCUCAUUCGCGAUGUCAGUGGGGUGAUCUUUCCUGGGGAGUCGAUGCUCGUGCUGGGACGGCCGGGCGCCGGGUGCACCACCCUGCUGAAGACCCUAGCCAACAGCCACGGUUCGUUCGUUGAAGUUCAAGGCCAGCUGCAGUAUGCCACUCUUGCCAAAGAGGAGAUGGCACGUCGUUACCGAUCGGAAACCGUCUACGCCAGUGAGGAGGACUUCCAUUUCCCCACUCUAUCCGUCAAAAACACCAUGGGCUUUGCCUUCCAGUUGCGCAAGCCGGCCAACGAAACUCGGUCGGACUCCGAGUUUGCCCACGAGAUGACCGAGUCUUCAUUGAAGGCUGUCGGACUGUCUCACACUGCCAACACGAUUGUGGGCGAUGCCUUCGUGAGAGGGGUUUCUGGCGGAGAGCGCAAGCGAGUGACUUUGAUCGAAGCCCUAUCGGUCAACCCUACCUUUGCCGCCUGGGACAAUCCCACCCGCGGCCUAGACAGCUCCUCCGCCACCGAAUUUGUGCAGCUCAUCACCUCCCUCUCGGCGGAAUCUGGGAUGAGCAAUGCUGUGUCCAUGUACCAGGUGUCUGAAACCAUCUAUGAAUGUUUCGACCGGGUCACCGUUCUGUACGACGGCCGGCUGAUCUUCUGCGGCCGAGCCGACCAAGCCAAAGACUACUUCCUGAGGCUGGGCUUUGAGUGUCGCCACCGCCAGACCACCCCGGAUUUCCUGACCGCCGUCACCUCCCCUGCAGAGCGUCUUGUCCGAAAGGAUGCGGCAGGACCGGUGCCCACCGAUCCCGAUGGCCUCGCCGCCGCAUUCCGGGAGAGCAUGGAGUAUCGUCAGUUGCAAGAGGAUAUUGUCCGGUAUCAGACGGAAAUGGCCCGCGAUGGCCAGCGGGUCCAAGCCUUCCGGGACAAUGUACACCAGAUCCGUUCGUCGUGGGUGCCACAGCAGGCGAUCGCCCCAAGCACGCUGGCCAAGCAGAUCUGGGUUGUCAUGCGUCGGUACUACCAGCUGCUGUGGGGCGACAAGUGGACGUUUCUGACUCUUGUUGCCUUUGUCGCCCUCAACGCGGUGAUUAACGGUCCGGCAUACUACAUGGCUCCCAAGGAUGUCACCGGCACGUACGAGAAGAGCAGCGCCUUGUUCUUCUCCCUGAUCUAUUUCUAUCUCAAUGCCCUGACGGAGGCCGUCUCCACAGUCAAGUCGCGUAACAUCCUGUUUAAGCAGGUCCAAUAUGGGUUUAUCCAUCCAAGCGCGUUCGUCAUCGCCCAGACCCUUGCCGACAUUCCAAUCGCCUUCAUUCAGUGUCUCCUGUUUGCCUGCCUGUAUUACUUCGAGAUCGGCCUUCAACAGACAGCGUCCGCUUUCUGGAUCUUUGUCCUGCUUGUCUUCACUCAUUAUGCGGCUGUUCAGAGCCUGUUCCGCAUGCUCGGCGCCUGGGUCCCCAACAUCUCGCUGACCCUGAUGAUGGCCGGCAGCGCGAUCCCUGUAGGUCUGCUGUAUUCGGGGUUCGGUCCGACCCGGCCUACCCAGCGACGAUGGGGUUCAUGGCUGCGCCGCGCAUCGCCGUCGCCAUACGCGCUGGAAGCAUUGCUGGCCAAUGAGUUGGAUGGAAUCACCCUGACUUGUGCCGACAGCGACAUGGUUCCGUCCGGGUCGAACUACACCCAGUUGCAGUACCAGACCUGCAGUAUCACUGGGAGUACCAUGGGACAUCAAUCAGUCCCUGGCUCGGUGUAUCUGGCGGAUCACUUUGGCUACACGCGUAGCCACCUGUGGCGCAAUUUCGGCAUCAUUCUGGUCAUGUGGUUCCUCUAUGUGGUACUGGGAUGCAUUGGACUCACCAUCAUGACACGCGAAUCGGGAGGAUCUCACGGUCGGAUCUUCAAACAGUCCAAGCAACGCGAUGAGGAGAACCAGCCCAAGUCCCCGACCAGCUCUUCCUCGGGGUCCUCGUCCGCGACACAGUCGGUCACCGGACCCCCCGCAUCCCAUGCACUGGAGAAAGUCGAGACUGGCCAUUCGAGAGAGGCAGCCCGCACAUUCACUUUCCAGGAGGUCAGCUACUUCGUUCCAGUGGCCGGGAAGGAAAGACAAUUGCUUCGCGAUGUGAGCGGGUAUGCUCGCCCGGGCCAGUUGACAGCCCUAAUGGGGGCUUCCGGCGCUGGGAAGACAACGUUGCUGGAUACCCUCGCCCAACGCAAGAGCACCGGUCGGAUCACGGGGGCUAUGCGUCUCAAUGGAGCGCCCCUGGACCCGUCCUUUGCCCGGUCUUGCGGAUUCGUCAUGCAGCAAGAUGUGCACGAACCCAAUGCUACGGUGCGGGAAGCUCUGCAGUUCUCCGCGCGUCUGCGCCAGCCCGCCGAUGUCGCGGAGGAGGAUAAGUUGGCUUACGUUGAGCACAUCAUCCACUUGCUAGACCUGGAAGAGCUUGCCGAUGCCCUCAUUGGCGAGCCCGGAGACGGGCAGCUCAGCGUUGAGGAACGGAAGCGCGUCACGAUCGGGGUGGAGCUGGCGGCGCGCCCCAGCUCGCUCCUGUUUCUCGACGAGCCCACUUCGGGCUUGGACAGUCAAGCGGCCUUUGCGCUCGUGCAGUUCCUGCAGCGAAUCGCUGCCGAGGGGAUUCCCAUCGUCUGCACCAUCCACCAGCCGUCGGGGGUUCUUUUCGAGAUGUUUGACCAUGUCCUGCUCCUGGCGCCGGGGGGCCAGACCGUUUACUUUGGCGAGACCGGCGAGAACUCGUCCCAAGUCGUCGAGUAUUUCGGACGAUACGGCGCCACAAUCGAUAGCCAGGCGAACCCCGCGGAGUUUAUCCUGUCGACUGUGACCUCCAAGGAGGAGGGCUCGAAGGACUGGCCCGCCAUCUGGCGCGAGUCUCCGGAACGCAACGCCCUCGAGGCGACCCUCGUUCGAUUGAACUCCACUCCCAUCACCACCGAGCCACCGUAUUCUCCUAUCCUCUCUUCAUCCCAAUCAGCAUACGCCCUAUCACUCUGGUCGCAAACCGUUUCCGUGACACAGCGCCACUGGCUCUCCGUCUGGCGCGAUGGGAUGUACCUGUUCAGCAAGACGGCGAAAAGCCUGUUCGUCUCCCUCUUCAUCGCCUUCAGCUUCUUCAAAGCCGGAUCCAGCCUACAGGGCCUGCAGAACCAGAUGAUUGCGGUACUGCUGCUGUCGUGGAUCAUCCCAACAACGAGCGCCGACCUGCAGGACAUGUGGUUCCGCAAGUGGGCGAUCUUCAGCGCGCGCGAGCAGAACGGCAUCUACGACUGGCGGGCGCUGGUGACCGCGCUCGUCGCCGUCGAGAUCCCCUGGCAGCUGGGGAUCUACACCCUGGUGUUUCUGGGGACAUACUGGACCGUGGGGUUCCCCGCGGGCGUCUCCGCCGUCGCCGGCCUCUACUACUUCACCUGGCUGCUCCUCGCCCUGUUCAGUAUCGGCUACUCCCAGCUGCUGGCCGCCUGCUUCCCCGACCCCACCCUGGCCGGCUACGCCAACUCCCUCGUCUGGGUCAUCCUCAUGGUUUGCUCCGGCGUCCUCACCCCUCACGCCUACAUGAACGACUUCUACCGCCCCUGGCUGUUCUGGGUCGACCCCAUGCGCUACUUCUUCGGCGCUACCGUCGGGGUCGUCCUGCAUGAUGUCCCUGUAGACUGUGGUUCCGCGGAACUCGUUCGCUUUGAGCCUCCUCCCGGUCUGUCCUGCGGCCAGUACGUUGGUCCCAGCAGCCGGGGACAGCUGUAUCUGGAUCACAACCCGGGGUAUCUGGUUAACCCCAACGCAACCGCGGACUGCGGGUAUUGUCCGUACACGGUUGGAGACGACUACCUGUCGACCUUGGAGUAUGGGUACGGCCAGCGGUGGUGGAAUUGGGCGGCCUUUCUGGGGUUCUGCUGCUCAAAUAUCGUGCUCUUGUAUUGUGUGGUCUGGAUCACCAAGGGACGGGGACAAAGACGGAGGACAAAGUAA
Messenger RNA from Aspergillus brunneoviolaceus CBS 621.78, 4059 nucleotides. RefSeq names its product ABC transporter-like protein. Gene Ontology annotation, biological process: transmembrane transport. Gene Ontology annotation, cellular component: membrane. The record is from RefSeq and is a predicted model, not a curated record. The coding region runs from base 1 to 4059 and encodes 1352 amino acids. Gene Ontology annotation, molecular function: ATP hydrolysis activity; ATP binding; ABC-type transporter activity. Lineage: Eukaryota; Fungi; Ascomycota; Eurotiomycetes; Eurotiales; Aspergillaceae. The transcript has a single exon.